CGUCACCUGCCACAGAAUGGAGUAGAGUUAUGAACCGCACGUUCGUGUUCAGCGAAGACAGGCGCAGCUCAUGCUCUCGGUUCGGCAGCACGCUGAACAGAUGGUUGUGGGGGGCGCUGUGCUGCGGAGUGCCCGGCGUGCCGUGCUACUUCUGCACGUGCUGCGAGAAGCUGGACGAGGCUGAAAGAGACCGGCCGAGAGUUAACCAAUCAACAGCAACAGCAGAGCGCAUGUCGCGGCCGCACCGCCCGCACGCGCCGCGCGGGCGCAAGUCCACUCCUGAGAUGCUGUCGGCGGUUAGAUGCGCCUUAUCGCAGCUACAGGGGGAACCCGCCCCGCCGCCGCCGCAAUCGCCCUCGGCAGACAGAAGAGCCCCAGAGCCAGGAUGAAUGUCUCACUAUAAGAUCGGAUUAAGUAGAUAUUUAGAUUUCUAACAGUUUUUCUACUGUUUAUAAUGAAAGUUAAGUCAAUAUUAUAUCUAAUUUUCCUCGUGGUUAUUAAAAUCCCAUUUGCUAUGUUAUACGUAAUGAAUUAAGCAGGUUAACCUAAAAUAGAAAAGUUACUUUUGGAUUUCGUUUUCUUCAUUUGGUAAGUAUCGCUAGGUAGAGUCUGUAGUGGUAACCCGAGGUAACCUUCCAUUGAGUUUGUAAUGGUGAUGUCCUAAGCAUUCUUUCGCACCAAGUCAUGCUCCUUAUGUUGAUAUUCUUUAAUCUACGCUCGAUAAUCUCUCUAAAAAGAUUGUAUAAAACUUGAUGCUGUUAAUCAUUGUACAGUGUACGUUUUUUGUAUAGUUUGUUGUUACUUUUACGUUGUGUGUUUUAUUUGUUAUGAAUAUA
This is a messenger RNA of Manduca sexta (tobacco hornworm), 836 nucleotides long. RefSeq lists its product as uncharacterized. The record is from RefSeq and is a predicted model, not a curated record. Lineage: Eukaryota; Metazoa; Arthropoda; Insecta; Lepidoptera; Sphingidae. The coding region runs from base 30 to 389 and encodes 119 amino acids. The transcript has 2 exons.